This is a messenger RNA of Felis catus (domestic cat), 9769 nucleotides long. It is a transcript of the gene ZNF10, whose product is annotated as zinc finger protein 10. Gene Ontology annotation, biological process: negative regulation of transcription by RNA polymerase II. The coding region runs from base 5079 to 6800 and encodes 573 amino acids. Gene Ontology annotation, molecular function: DNA-binding transcription repressor activity, RNA polymerase II-specific. Lineage: Eukaryota; Metazoa; Chordata; Mammalia; Carnivora; Felidae. The transcript is spliced from 5 exons. The record is from RefSeq and is a predicted model, not a curated record.
AAAAAAAAAAAGAAUCCAGUCCUUAGCUUAUCUGAACUCUUGUUUUAAGUCUGCCCUCCUUGAAAUUCUUCUGGCUUUUGAUAUGCCUCUCUUCUGGAUCUUCUCAUUCAUUAGUGGGUCUUUCUUUCUCUCCUGUUUGCUUCCUAAAUGUUGAUUUUUCCCCAUAGUCUAUCCUGGUUUUAUACUUUAUCGUACUUCUCAUGUUAUCUUUGGUUGACUUUAUGUAUUGCCAUGGUGUCGUCUGAUAAUACCAUGAGCUAGCUUUAGCAAGUCUUACUGUUUCUUACUGGGCUUUAUAGGAAUUAUGUCAUAGGGUUGUUGAUAGGAGUGUCUGAUCUCUCUCAGACUCCUGUCCAUUUGCCUACUUCAUCUUUAUCUCAUAGCAGAAGAACACAGUCACUCUCAAAUCUGUGACAAAAGGCCACCCCUCACUCCCCCGAGUCUUGAGAAUAGAGCUGAUUAGUUUGGAUAGAUACAGAUAGAACAGAAGCGUGGAAGGCAGAUGAUACAGCUGGAUAACCCUCACAUCUAAAUGUAUCUUCCUAAAUGUCGUUUCUCUGGCCCAUUUUCUGUGUUUAAAACCAAUGCCAUGAGGAUGUGAGGGUGAUCUGGCUGUGACAUCGGUCAGCCCAUCGGUCGCCAGUGUCGAUUCGGCUGAUCUGGUUUUCUAGGCGGUUGUCCCCUUCCUCCCCCACUCCACGUGCGUCCCUCCCGAAGCUGUGCGCUUGGUCAGAGAGGACGACCUUCCCCAAUACAGGAGGACUUUCAGUCAAGGGUAUAUGAGUAGCUGCGCUCGCUGCUAGACCCUCCAAAGGAGCUCUCAGGGACCAUUUGUAGGAGAACGUGGGGUAGUCAAGCUUCCAGAACUCCAGACACGUCCAGAUGAGGCGCGGCACACGGCAGUUUGCCUUUCUUUAAACAGACACACAAAUACACACGGUCCCCUCCUUCCUGUAGUGCCUCCUCCUGAUACGUUGUUCUGUCAGUCACCCAGGAAACUGGGAGUCUCCUCUAACCUCUAAGCUGUCUUCACAUCUGUACCCAUUUGAUUUCCAGGAUGUACCAGUCUUUCCAAAAUCUGCCUGCUUUGCGUUUCUACCCUCAACAGCCCUAAUUUGUGUUCCCAUCCUCUGUUUUAUGAUAUUAGCCUCCUUCCUGUUUCCUUUGCUGCUGUUACAUCUUCCUCCAGUCCGUCACAGAACUAUCCCAAAUGCAGACGAGGCAUUUUUAAGGUGCAAAUCUAGUAUCAUUUCGGGGCUUAAAACACAUAGGAGAGAGUCUGAAAAUGGCGUUUUUGUCCUUUUGUGACCUAGGUCUGGCCAUAUGUGUUUCUGGGCUCCUUUCUGGCUCCUCCCUGCCCUUCCCAGUGUGCAUUGUCUCAGACUCUGCCUUUGUUCACACAAUUCCCCACCCUCCUUUGUCUGCCUGUCUGUCUGACUCAGCCUUGAACCCACCAGGUGGUCCGUGACCCCUUGGCCAUGCUGUUAUCAGAGCAGUAAUCAUAGUGAACUCUGGGUGUCCGUUUCAGUUUCUUCUGCUAGACUCAGCUGCUCGAUGUCAGGAAGAAAUACUUAAUUCGUGUUUUUAUCCCCUGGGCCUUGUACAGAGCCAGGCACGGAGUAAGUGCUCACUAAUGAUGUAUUAAAACGACAGAAGAAGAUCCAAAUCUGUAACACCAAGAUAGUCAUCAACUUAACAGCAGUUCCGCUGAACACAAAUAAAACUCAUCCCAGUAUCCCUUUUGGGGAUCAGUUUUGGCCAGUUGCAUAGAAAGAUACUUUGUGUAUCUGGUGACUGAUUAAAGGAUCUGGUUAUCCCUAAGAAGUGGUAGGAUUUAAUUAAUUAGCUCAAAUAGGUUUGAAUUAAGUAGAUUAAAUAAUGGCUCAAAUCAGUGGUUCUCAACCUUGGUUGCACAUUAGAAUCACCAAGGAAAUUAUUUAAAAUAAACAAAACCCUGACCCCUUUGCAGGCAAUUAAGUCAGAAUCUCUCAGAGAAGGACGGCAUGGGAUGCUGGUGUCAUAAUUUAUAAAUAUACUUGGCAAUCCCAGUAUUCAGUUAGGGUCGAAAACCACUGGUUUAGACAAAGGUUAGAGUAAGUUAUCAGAAGUGGAGGUUAAGGGAAAUUAGGAUGAAAUGAGAUUAACUAUAAACUUUUUAAAUUUUAUAUAAUCAUAAAAUGGGAGAGUCACUGGAAUGGAUCUUAGAUAGAUCUAUGUAAAGGCUGUACUGUAGUUGCUUUUUUUUUUUUUUUAAUUAAGAUCUGAUUGAAAAUUUAUUGGUGGCCAGAAAUUUCCUGUUUCCUUAGGCAAUCUGAUCUAUUUCCAGGUGUCAUAUGAUUAACAGUGUCUUAUUAUAUUGACUUGUAACUGACUUUUUUGUGACUCUGCACAUUAUUCCUAAUUCUGCUCUCUGGAGCAACUCAAAUAUCCCUGUUCCACAGGACCUCUAAAUAUGUGAAAACCAUUCUCUUGCUUCCAUAAAGUGAUUUCUUAUGUAGUUUAACAUCCCUGGUUAUUUCAGCCUUUAUUCAUCUAACAUGAAAAGUAAGCUCCAUGAGAGGUUAAGAAGCCACUUAGUAAGUUUUGGAGCACAGUUUGAAAUAUGCACUUGGGGUUGAGGAAAAGGUUGGGAUAGAAGACAGAGUGAUCUGUUCAUUCUAGCUGAAACACUUAGGUCUGUUGUGUGCCAUGCAGUGGGAGAGACAGGAUAAAACAAGUAGAUGUUCUGUGUCCUGAUAGUGCCUAGGGCGUCACUGAAAAUGGGCACCAAGAAAGGCUGAGGACGCAACAAAGGGAAGCCUACAUUAAAGUUCACCAUAAGUUUUGAAAUCAUUAGAGGAGACUAAGAACCGAGAUAUACAGAGGAAAGCGAGGUGGUGAAGGAGGCAAAGUAAAUAAAGAGCUUCAAGAACAUUCCAGAGGCCAACAGUGUCCUCUGUAACAGAUGUUGUGGGUGAGAACCGUUUUAAUGGCAUGGCAGGGCAGAAACCAUGUUGCUUUUAUUCACAUAAAUUUGCACAGAACUGCGAGGAAAUCCUUAAGAUCUCCAGAAGACAAAGGGGGAAAACAAUAGAAAUGAAAAGUUCAAAAGAACUGUAAAUACAAACAUACGGAAAAUAGUCAAGCCCAGUAUUCAAAAGGUGGAAAUUAAAAAUACGGUCUAAAUUUAAAACAACUUAAACACGCAAUGUUUAUAGACUUCUGUGUCUGGCCGUGCUGGAGUGCCGGGGGUGGGGGUGGGGGGUGGGAGUGGGGUAGAUUUACGGUCUUGCCCGUACAACAGCAACAACAAUAAAGAGACAGACAAAAUACACGAAACAGUCGGUCUAUCUGGAUAUCAGAUGACAAAGGACACUCAUCCCUGGGAGAUGGAAAAGCAACGAGGUAAGCCUUCUGAUUGCCCAGUUUAUUGCCUUUGAGAGGGUUUCCAGUUUCCAGUAGAGGAAGGAGGAACUGAGGUGGAGUCCAGCAGACUUCCUGAGCCAAGGACGGAGCUGAGAAUCUGGGGAGAGCAAAGCAGCUGUAGUUCAUAGGACAGACCAGCAGAGAGGAGAGGUCUGCAGAGGGCCUCCCACGAGGACUCAAGAGCACAGAGCAGCACAUGUGUGAGGAAACUCCCCAAGGACAGGGAAGGAAUCCUCUAAAGGGUUGGAGGGAAUAGUCCUGAUAUUUGCAUGGGGAAUACUGUUCCUACGGGCUGGGCUGGAAAACUCCUGUAAUUCCUGGAGCAUUAGGAAUGGAGCUAUUUAUGUAAAGCACUGAAAGGAAAAAUAACUCUACUUAGAAUUCUGUAUUCAGCAAACAUACAUUUCGACCACAAAGACAAGACCACCAACAGAAUGGGAGAAACUAUUUGGAAAUUAUACAUCUGAUAAGGGUUUAAUAUACACAGAAUACGUAAACAUACUUGUGUAUGUAUACAUGCUCAUAUGUAGAAUGUACAAAGAACUACAACUCAAUAACAAAAACACAAACUUAACUAAUUUAAAAAGGGGCAAAGGACUUGAAAAGACACUUGUCCGAUGGCCACUAAGUACGUGAAAAUAAUGCAUAUCAAAACUACAAUGAAAUAUCACUUCAAACCAACUAGGAUUGCUGUAAUAAUCUAAAAAAUGGAAUAACAAGUUUUGGCAAGCAUGUGGGGAAACUGGAACCUUGGAUGUUGCUGGUGUGACUGAAAGGACGCUACUACUGUGGAAAAGUUUUGUGGGUCCUCAGGGAGCUCAGCACACAAUUACCAUGUGACCCAACAAUUCUGCUCCUAGGUACAGACCGGAAGGGAUUAAAAGAAGGGACUCAAGCAGGUACUUGUACACCAGUGUUCACAGCAGCACCAUGCACAAGACCCACUAGAUGGAAACAACCCAAGGGUCCAUCAACAGACGAUGGGGUAAACAACAUGGUCUGUCCAUACACUGGAAUAUUACCUGGCCAUUAUAAGGAGUGAAGGUCUGAUUCAUGCCACAGCAUGGAUGAACCUUGAAGACAUUAUGCUGAGUCAAGUAAGCUAGACACAAAAGGAUAUAUAUUGUAUGAUUCUAUGUAUAUGAUUAUCUAGAAUUGGUAAAUUCAGAGAGACAGUAGGUUAUCAGAGUCUGAGGAAUAGGGAGUUUGCUUAAUGUUUCAGAGUUUCCAUUGGGUGAUUAGAAAGUUUAGAAUUCUUAGUGAGGGUUGUACAAUAUUGUGAAUGUAAUUAAUGCCACUGAAUUGUACACUUAGCAAUAAUUAGCAAAUUUUGUUAAUUUUUUUACUAGAAUUUUAAAGAUGAAUAAUGUAAUUACCAAAAACCAUUGUGAUUGUGUACUUUGAGUGGAUGAAUUGUAUGGUAUGUGAAUAUGUCUCAGUAAAGCUGUUUUGAAAAAACAAAAAGCAAAAUGAAGACAUUCUCAGAUUUAAAAAGCUGAAAGAAUUUAUUACCAGCAGACCCACAUUGCAGGAAAUGUUAAAAGAUGUCCUUCAGGGAGAAAGGAAAUGAAACCAAAUGGAAAUCUGGAUCUACUGGAAAGAAUGAAAAGCACUGGCAAUGGUAACUACGAUCUUCAUUACUGAAAAAAAGCAUCAUCAAGAACAAGGAGGGCAUGGCGACCAAGUUGUUAACGGCCCGGUCCCAUGCACUGGUGACCUUCAAGGAUGUACUUGUGAACUUCACCAGGGAGGAGUGGAAGCUGCUGGAUACUGCUCAGCAGAUCAUGUACAAAGAUGUGAUGCUGGAGAACUAUAAGAACCUGGUUUCCUUGGGGCAUCAGCUUCCCAAACCAGAUGUGAUCCUCCAGUUGGAGAAAGGGGAAGAGCCGUGGCUGGUGGAGAGAGGGACUCACCGGGAGACCCACCCAGAUUUGGACACUGCGGUUGAAAUUAAAUCAUCAGUGUCCAGUAAGAGCAUUUCUAAAGAUAAACAAUCCUAUGGCAUUAAAAUGGAAGGAAUCCCAAAGAACGAUCUCUGGUAUUUGUCAUUAGAAGAAGUCUGGAAGUGUGAAGACCAGUUGGACAAGUAUCAGGAAAAUCAGGAGAGACAUUUGAGGCAAGUGGCAUUCACCCAAAAGAAAGCACUUACUCAGGAGAGAGUCUGUGAAAACGGUAAAUAUGGGGGAAAUUGUCUUCUUCCUGCUCAACUAGUGCUGAGGGAGUAUUUCCACAAACAUGACUCACAUACUAAAAGUUUAAAACAUAAUUUAGUUUUUAGUGGUCAUCAGGAAAGCUAUGCAAGUAAUAGUAGUGAAUGUGGUCAAACCUUCUGUCAAAACAUUCAUCUUAUUCAGUUUGCAAGAACUCAACCAGGAGAUAAGUCUUACAAAUGCCCCGAUACUGUCAACUCUCUUACCGGUGGUACCUCCCUUGGUGUAUCGAAGGGCAUACAUAGGGAGAAACCCUAUGAAUGUAAGGAGUGUGGAAAAUUCUUUAGCUGGCGUUCUAAUCUUACCAGGCACCGGCUUAUUCAUACUGGAGAAAAACCCUAUGAAUGUAAAGAGUGUGGAAAGUCUUUCAGCCGGAGUUCUCACCUCAUUGGACAUCAGAAGACUCACACUGGUGAGGAACCCUAUGAAUGUAAAGAGUGUGGGAAGUCCUUCAGCUGGUUCUCUCACCUUGUGACCCACCAGAGAACUCACACAGGAGACAAACUGUACACGUGCAGCCAGUGUGGGAAGUCAUUUGUUCACAGCUCCAGGCUCAUUAGGCACCAGAGAACUCAUACUGGAGAGAAACCUUAUGAAUGUCCUGAGUGUGGGAAGUCUUUCAGACAGAGCACACAUCUCAUUCUGCAUCAGAGAACUCAUGUCAGAGUGAGGCCCUACGAAUGUAACGAGUGUGGGAAGUCAUAUAGCCAGAGGUCUCACCUUGUGGUGCACCACAGGACUCACACGGGACUGAAGCCCUUUGAGUGUAAAGACUGUGGAAAAUGCUUCAGUAGAAGCUCUCACCUUUUCUCCCAUCAGAGGACCCACACUGGAGAGAAACCAUAUGAAUGCCACGACUGUGGGAAGUCCUUCAGCCAGAGUUCUGCCCUCAUCGUGCAUCAGAGAAUUCAUACUGGAGAGAAGCCAUAUGAAUGCUGCCAGUGUGGGAAAGCCUUCAUUCGGAAGAACGACCUUAUUAAGCAUCAGAGGGUUCAUGUUGGGGAAGAGACCUAUAAAUGUAAUCAGUGUGGGAUUAUCUUCAGCCAGAACUCUCCGUUGAUAGUACAUCAAAUAGCCCACACUGGAGAGCAGUUCUUAACUUGUAACCAAUGUGGGACAGCGCUUGUUAAUAGCCCUAACCUUAUUCGAUAUCAGACAAAUCAUAUUAGAGAGAAUACUUAUUAAUAUUACGAAUGUGGAAAGUUCUUUACAAAGAGCAAUAACUUGGUUUUACAUUAGAAACUCCUUCUGGAGGGAAGCAGUGUAGAUGUAAUCUGUGCAGAAAUGCUUUCAGUCUUGUCACUACCCUUUUGUGCACUAGAGAAUUGGUCCUAGAAGGAGAAAAAACCUACAGAUUUCAUUGUAGUACAAAAACACAUCAGCUUUUCUUUCCACAAGUUCCUAUAAAAGCAGUUGUCCUUGGAGCAUUCUUGACCGAGCCUUAAAAUGCUAGAAUCUGAGAAGGAACCAUUAAGUAGGUGGGAGAUUAUCCAGCUUCAUUGCCUUCUUCAAAAAGAUGUCAGUCAGAAUGAUACUUCAGAAAGAUAAGUCAAUGAGAGUUCCUAUUGCAAAGAAUAAAAAAUUGAUAGUUAUUGUAAAAAAGUGGAAAAUAAUAUUCCAGUGAAAUAACCUGCCAUAUUUUUACUUGAUUGUCCUUCUGGGACAGUUAGUAGUGUCUACUCUUUUAUGUGUCCGAUAUAAACCACAUUUUGGUUAGCAGGGAAAAUGCUUAUAAUGUAAAGCUGAAAACACAUUUACUAGUCGGGUACUUAUUUUAAGUAUAUUUGCAUGUGAGCAAGAAUCGAAAAACUCUGGAUAAUGAACAGAAUCGAUUUGUUAGGUGAUGGGAUUGAGUGAGUUUUAUAGUUACUCCAAUAAUUAUUUGAAGAUAUUUUUAAACAUUAAAAAGGAUAUCCAGUUUCUCUAUUCUAUCAUCAAGGAUGCUUAAGGACCACCUGCUAGCAAGUUUCCCAUUCUACGUUGUUUGGGUCAUGGAGUUGUGCUCUUUGAGACCGUGUGCUGAAGGCUCCUGGGAAUUUAAACACAGGGUUUCUUUGGACUUUGAGACCUAGAAGAUUAGGUGUUUGAGCACAUGAGGGAGGGUCCCCUUUGAGUGGGAGCAGGUACCUGGGCCAUUCUUAGAGCAGCUAUGCUCAUGAAAUAAACAGCACUGCUCAAAGCCACCCUCCUUCCAAGGUAGUCUUUUAUCUUUAUAAAGGAAACUUAGUGGCUAAAUGCACAAGCUUGAGCUACACUACCCAAGUUGAAAUUCCACCUCUGUCCUUAACUUGCUGGGUGAACUUGGGCAUGCUGCCUAACAUCGGUGCCUCUUCUGUAAAUUAGGGACAUUACUUACCUUGUAGGACUGCGGUGAGUAUUAACUGAGUAAACAUAUAAACAGCUUAGAAUAGUGCCUGACGUAUAUUAAGUGCUUUAUUGUUGUUAGCUGUGGUAACCGGUGUCACUGUUGUUGCCCCACCUCUGGUGUGCGUCAUUGAAUUAAACCUCCUUGCCAGUGAGCAAGAGCUCCUGGAGCUCUCACUUCCUUCCCAGCCACAUUUCCUUCUUACCUACGUCAGCACUUCUCAACCUGAGGAAAUCACUACCCGUAGUGGGUGUAACGACUCACUUCUGAGGAUCAGUAAACAACGUUUAAUAUUGUAUGCAAAAUCAUCUCGUUUGUACAGAAGUUUUCUCUUCUAGGGAGAGAAGCCUGAUCUUCAGAUUCUGUGGUAAGUUCGUGACCCAAAAAAGAUUCAGAAAGAGAACCUGUUUUAACUCUCUGUUUCCUUCUGUAAAUGGAUCUCUGUGAAGGACUAGCCAUUAUUUGCCAUUUUCUAGCAAACAAAAUAUAUUUUAGAUGCUUAAUGAUUGUUGAGUGAUAAGUAUUUUUGAGACCAGGAGGACAAAGAUCUUGAUGUCUCUCUCCCAGGAAAAAUCUAGAAAUGACUGUCAAGAGUCAUGAGACUUCACAAGGAGCAGGAGACCAUCUAACAUGUAAUCUUCGUUCCAAUUUUAGUAUAUGUGCUGCCGAAGCGAGCACCUAAUGUGUAAUCUUCAUUGUACAGUUGAGAUCGAGUGAGUUGGCACUGGUCUCACAUUUUGAGUGAAGUCAGACCAAGAACUAGAUCCUGGGUUCCUCAAUUAGUGCUGCGUUCUUCAGUGCAUAUAUAUAUCAUUCGCAUGUAUAAUGUACUCCUAUCAGAAAUCGUUUUCAUGGUAAGCAGUGGUUCUUAAUGGGAGUCGAAGAGUGGUCCCUUAACCGGGCCUCUUAGAGUUUCUGAUAACCUAUGGCUCAAUUUUCCUCAACUGUAUAAUGGAGUUAUUUCUAGUAUCUACCUCAGAAGGUUGUUGUGUGGAUUAAGUGAGAUAAUGUGUAUAAAGUAUUUAAAACAGUGCCUGGCCCACAAGUACUAAAUGUGUUAGCUACUACUACUGUUAUUAACACACCAAGGAAUGUAGGAAGAGAGAAAUGUCUAUGGAUGGUCACUAAAACAUUACUUAUGAUAGUGCAAACUUUGCAAUGUAGAAAUGUAUAAUAGCAGAAUGGUUAUAGCGUAUCCGUGUCAUGGAGUAUUACACAGACAUUAAAAUUAAUGCAAACUGUUGACAAGAAAAAUGUUGAUGUUGUCAUGUGUUUUGAAAAAAGCAUGAUGAAUAGUUGUUAAUAUGGAGUAAACUGAAAUGUAUAAAAAUAAAUCAAUUGUAAAUAACUGAAAUGAAUCUUGCUUAAAACUCUUAAGGAAAUUUGUCAAAAGAUUAAGAGCAGUUAACUUUCUUUUUUUUCUUUAUUCUUGUUUUGUUUUAUAGUUUUCUAUUUUUUCCCAAAGUCUCUUCAACAAAUACAAAUUAAUUUUAUAUUACAGUUUCUUCAGUAAAGGAAUUUUUUCUCUUCCAAAGUUUUUGUCUACAAAUAAGCUGCUAGAACCUUAACCAUGGAACUUGGCAGCAGAUAAACCAGUGGUUGGCUGGGGAUGGGAGAGUGAUUGACAGCAGACGGGACCCCAAGGGAACCAUUAGGGAUGAUCUGUAUCUUGACUGGUGGUGGUUCCAUGACUGUACUUGUCUGUUAAACUCAUCAGAGUAUACAUUUUAAGUGGGUCCAGUUUGUUGUAUGCAAAUUUUAUCUCAAUAAAAUUGAUUUUUUCAAAAUA